AUGGAUCAACCACGCAAUCUCACCACCGAACCAGAAUCAACGAUCCUCUCCUCGAAGAAGACGGUGUGUGUGAUCGGGGCAGGUCCCUCGGGCCUAGUGGCAGCCAGGGAGCUGAGGAAAGAAGGGCACAGGGUGGUGUUGUUCGAGCAAAAACACGACGUAGGUGGUCAGUGGUUGUUCGAUCCAGACGUCGAGAAGGAGGAUCCAUUGGGGCGAACCAAGUUCAUGGAGGUCCAUAGUAGCAUCUACAAUUCACUGAGGCUGCUCUCCCCAAGAGAGAUCAUGGGCUACACCGAUUUCCCAUUCCUUAUGAAGGAAGGACUUGGGAGGGACACAAGGAGGUUCCCUGGCCACAGAGAGCUGUGGUUGUACCUCAAGGAGUUCAGUGUCCAUUUUGGGAUUAGGGAAUUGAUUAGGUUCAAUACUAGGGUUGAGUAUGUGGGGAUGUUGGAGGGUAAUAAUGGUGUUUGUGGGGAUUUGGGCAAUGAUCUGAAAUGGGUCGUCAGGAGCAGAAAGCUCGACGACGAUAUUAUAAGUAGUGGUAAUGGCGAUGUGAACGACGUCGAUUAUGACCUUAGUAUAGAUCGUGUGGAGAGGAACGGCGAGGUGGUGGAAGAGGUUUUUGAUGCUGUGGUUGUGGGUAACGGUCAGUACUCUUAUCCUCAGUUGCCCUCUAUUAAAGGUAUGAAGACCUGGAAGAGGAAGCAAAUGCAUAGCCACGUGUACAGGGUUCCACAACCAUUCCAAAAUCAGGUGGUGGUGAUGGUGGGGAACUCAUUAAGCGCGCAAGACAUAUCAAUGGAGCUCGCGGGAGUUGCAAAAGAAGUCCAUAUCAGUUCAAGAUCACAAAAGAAUUUAAUGGAGGGCUUCUCGAAAGUCAUCUCCAAACAUGAAAAACUCCACCUUCGACCUCAGAUUGAGUCGCUCGAAGAAGAUGGGAGGGUUCUGUUCGUGGAUGGGUCUUUUGUGGUUGCCGACGCUAUCUUGUAUUGCACAGGGUAUAAAUACUCGUUCCCGUUUCUUGACACCAAAGGACUAGUAACGGUGGAUGAUAACAGAGUGGGGCCUUUGUAUCACCACACCUUCCCUCCUUUACUUGCUCCUUCCCUCUCCUUUGUGGGCAUCCCGAGAAAGGCAAGUUUUACACACAUCCAGAUCAUAGCCUUCCCUUUCUUCGAAUCACAAGGCAAAUGGGUCGCACAAGUCCUGAGUGGGAAAAGGAAGCUGCCUUCCCCCGACGACAUGAUGCGCUCCGUUCAGGAAUUCUACCGCCAGAGAGAAGCCGACGGCAUCCCAAGACACGAAACCCACGACAUCAUCCAGUUCGAGUAUGCUGACAAAUACGCGGACAAGACUGGCUUCCCGCAUCUGGAAGAGUGGAGGAAGAAGAUGUGUCUUGUCGCUUUGGACAAUUCGGAUGUACACUUGGAGACGUACAGAGAUUCGUGGGACGAUGAGGAACUGCUUCAGGAAGCUCUUCAGAGCCCCCAUUUCACUCAGCACAUUGGGCCAAUAAUGAUCAGCACUUGA
Linum tenue is the source of this 1530-nucleotide messenger RNA. NCBI's taxonomy places the organism in Eukaryota, Viridiplantae, Streptophyta, Magnoliopsida, Malpighiales, Linaceae. The record is from the annotation of a GenBank genome assembly.